Molecule: messenger RNA, 948 nt
Organism: Magallana angulata
Lineage: Eukaryota; Metazoa; Mollusca; Bivalvia; Ostreida; Ostreidae
Product: sodium/calcium exchanger regulatory protein 1-like
Exons: 4
Coding region: 162-563 (133 amino acids)
Biological process (GO): fatty acid transport
Cellular component (GO): cytosol; nucleus
Molecular function (GO): fatty acid binding
Source: RefSeq, a predicted model, not a curated record
GUGGUUCCUGAAAGACAAAGUUCUAAAUGUUGGGGCGUCGGACAAAACAAAAAGAAUUACAACAGUAAACGACUCCAAAAAGACAGUACGUACAUUAAAUGUGAGAUAUUGACUUUACAACACGAGGUGAAUCUUGUCAUUGAUUUCUUUGUAAAGAAAAAAUGUCACAGUUUGUUGGAAAAUGGAAGGUUGAGAGUGAAGAAAACUUGGAUGAACUUUUCAAAGCUUGUGGGGUUGAUGAAGAAAUGCGGGCAAAAGCAAGAGAAGGUCUAAUUCAACCGAUACAAGAAAUCAGCACUGUGGAAGAUGGCUACGUUAUAAAGACAACAGUUGGUCACCUGUCUACUGAAGUUCGCUUCAAACUUGGAAUAUCAUUUCCAAGUUCCUCAAUGGACGGCAAGAAGAUAAUGGUAACAUACAGAAUGGACGGAGAUGCACUAGAGGAAAUUCAGCAAUACAGUGACUACGAGGCGCUGAUCUCGCGAGAAGUCAAAGGCAACGAACUGGUGUCUACUAUUACUGGAAAAGGAAAGAAAGCCAUCAUCCGGUACAGAAAACUUUAGCUGUAAAGAAGCAUUAACUAAAUUUACCCAGAUUCACUCUUCUCGGAAAAACUGAAGUUAUGCCAGCUAGUUUGCAACACUUACACAUACAUUGUGAAUUAGUUGCGUAGUACUAUGUUUCAAAAUUGCAUUUGAUAUUAUCAUUCUUUCACAUUUUUGAACUUGGUUCGAUAAAAUGAAAAAAGAAAAUGGAUUUACACGUGUAAUAUUCGCAUUGUCUCUGUAGAACCAUAGCUCUUUUAAGGUGGCUUCCUUCACCGUGAAAUAUUUUCUCAAAUCAGCAGAAAUUUACUUGAUUAUGAUAUAUAUUAUAAUGGAUAAGAAGUAUUUAAGUCAUAUGCAAAAAAAAAAAACAAAUAAUAAAAUGUGCAAUUUUGGAUGAAAA